This is a messenger RNA of Myodes glareolus (Bank vole), 2430 nucleotides long. It is a transcript of the gene Cdca7, whose product is annotated as cell division cycle associated 7. Gene Ontology annotation, cellular component: nucleus. Gene Ontology annotation, biological process: regulation of DNA-templated transcription. The record is from RefSeq and is a predicted model, not a curated record. NCBI's taxonomy places the organism in Eukaryota, Metazoa, Chordata, Mammalia, Rodentia, Cricetidae.
GCCCCGCCCCUCCGGCGGCGGAGUGCGCGCCCCUCCUCUGCCCCGGAGCUCCCUCAGCUCCGGCUGCAAAUGCUUGUGGGCUCCGAAGAACUGUCCCCACUCGGAGUGCUUGGGUACCUGCAGCCAGCAUGGAGGCUCGCCGCGCGCGGCAAAAGGCUCUCAAAGUGAAGAACUUGAAGAACGUCAGAUAUAUGAAGCUGAUUUCCAUGGAAACGUCGUCCUCCUCUGAUGACAGUUGUGACAGCUUUGCUUCUGAUAAUUUUGCAAACACAAAGCCAAGGCCAGAUGUCGCUAACGAAUUGGCCAGUGUUUUUCAUGCCGACUCUGAUGAGGAAUCAUUUUGCGGUUUUUCAGAGAGUGAGAUACAAGAUGGAAUGAGACUGCAGUUAGACAGGGAAGGCUGCCGGACCAGAAGUCAGUGCCGUCAUUCGGGACCUCUCAGGGUAGCCAUGAAGUUCCCAGCACGAAACCCGCGGGGGCCAGCCAACAAAAAAGCCGUCCCCUCAAAAGCCACUGAGAACUCUGCAAACGAUUCCCAUUCUGACUCCGAGGAAGAAGACGGCAUGAACUUUCUGGAGAAGAGGGCCUUAAAUAUAAAGCAAAACAAAGCAAUGCUUGCAAAGCUGAUGUCAGAAUUAGAAAGUUUCCCUGGCAUAUUCUCCGGAAGAAAUUCCCUCUCCGGUCACGGAUCCAAAGGUUCAAAGUCCCCUAGAAGACGUACCUUCCCAGGCGUGGCUUCCAGAAAGAACCCUGAACGGAGAGCCCGGCCUCUCACUAGGUCAAGGUCCCGGAUCCUGGGGUCUUCAGGUGCUCUGCCCACAGAGGAGGAGGAAGAAGAAGAAGAAGAGGAUAAAUACAUGCUAGUGAGGAGGAGGAAGUCCGUGGAUGGCUACAUGAAUGACGACGACAUGCCCAGAAGCCGACGCCCUGGAACCAUGACCCUCCCGCAUAUAAUCCGCCCUGUGGAAGAAGUUACGGAGGAAGAGAUCAGAAACAUCUGUAGCAACUCUCGGGAGAAGAUCUACAACCGGUCGCUGGGUUCUACAUGCCAUCAGUGUCGCCAGAAAACCAUCGACACCAAAACAAACUGCAGGAACCCAGACUGCUGGGGCAUCCGGGGCCAGUUCUGUGGGCCCUGCCUUCGAAACCGCUAUGGUGAAGAGGUCAAGGAUGCUCUGUUGGACCCGAACUGGCACUGCCCGCCCUGCCGAGGAAUUUGCAACUGCAGCUUCUGCCGCCAGCGAGACGGACGCUGCGCCACGGGAGUCCUCGUGUAUUUAGCCAAGUACCAUGGCUUUGGGAACGUGCAUGCUUACUUGAAAAGUCUGAAGCAGGAAUUUGAAAUGCAAGCCUGAAGAUCCGCUGCCUGUUUUCGGCUUCUCAAGACUCUUGUUGAUACUGUCGUUGAUGGGCGCCCGAGCGAGAAUCGUGGCGAUCGUCUUAGAACUCAGUCAGAUUAAUCUUGUGGGAUUCACACUUGUUUCGGGGACCUCAUACUUCUAGUUACACUUCAGCUACGUGUAGUUCCCCACAGCUUGCCCUGGCCCCUACCUUGUAGCCUCCCCGCUCCCAUGGUCCUUUACUACCACUUCGUUUGAGUUCUUCUUAAGUGGCAGUUUUAGAAAGCAUAUUUGUUUUAUUGGUGUUGAAAUAGUCUCAGGACAUACCAAUAAACCCAAGCACUUAGGGGUACAGUAGUGUUGGGCACAGCAGUUCUGCUAAGUUGCAGAGAACAGCCCUUUAACUUGUUUACAUAGAAUCGAUGCACGCGGUUCAGCGGCUAGCGUGCCGUCGGCUGACGUUUGAAAUGGAUCAGGCCGAGGCACAAACAAAGGUCUGAAAACAAUGUGGGAAAUUAGGUAAUUGCUGGGAAGUGGAGUAGCACAUUCAGUGACUUUCUGGACAAACAGAACUCCUUUGUGUUGUGCUCAGCGUAUACCCUGUCGCAGUGGAAACUCGGUUGCUACUAAGAUCGUCCCUAAGUUAGAGUGGUCCAUCUGUGUACACACACAGUCUCCCUAAGGUACCAUACUGACUUAAACUGCUGUAGAAGAAGCCUUCUAGGAAGUGAGGACGAGUCUCUGCGAAGGGCUGAUCUGAAAUCUUGCUGUGACGAUUCAGAAACUUUAAAUAGCUUCCUUUGGUUCCAGGAAGUUUCCUGAGGAGGACCCCCUGGAGGUUGUGUCCAGGGUUUCCGUUUAGGUUCUAAACAGUUUUGUGACAGAUGGGUAGCUCUGAACCACUCUAGCGAGCUACCCCAGCCGGUUCUUGGGCUGAUGCCGGCAGUCGCCCCUCCCCCCCUCCUGUUGCUGUCUCCCUCUCUGUUUGUGAUGCACGGUUGGACCUUGAAUCAUUCGGUGUAAAUACAGCUUUGCCCUCUAAUGCUUUUAUACAAAGGUUUUUAUUUUAAUAAUAAAACAUUUUGUUUAA